Lingula anatina is the source of this 2309-nucleotide messenger RNA. Its product is annotated as kelch-like protein 26. NCBI's taxonomy places the organism in Eukaryota, Metazoa, Brachiopoda, Lingulata, Lingulida, Lingulidae. Gene Ontology annotation, molecular function: protein binding. The record is from RefSeq and is a predicted model, not a curated record.
AAAACAACAACGUGAAGCAGGGAGGUUGGAGUGGUGCAGGGGCUUCUAGUGCUGUGUUAUAGCAUUAGGCGAGGGUUAGGAACCGUUUUUUCUGCUUUGAAGCUUUGACCAUGUCCACUGGGGAUCAGGGCCAGUAUGGUCAGUUUCUUCUAUCCAGACUAGGAGAGUUCUAUCAAGAGAGACUUCUGUGUGACUAUGUGCUCAAGGUGAAUGAAGAGAAGUUUGAGGUUCACAAGGUAGUAUUGGCAGGAUGCAGCGAUUACUUCAGGGCACUGUUCACACACGGAAUGCGCGAGAGCAGGAGCAACAUGCUGCAGCUUGAUGGUCUUGACACAAUGGCCAUGAGACAACUCAUCAAUUUUGCUUACUCAGGGAAACUACACUUGAAUUUAGACAACAUAGAAAAUGUUCUGUCAGUUGCAAGCUUUCUGCAGAUGACAUCUGCAAUGGAACUUUGUUCAUCGUUUCUAAAAUCGAACAUAACUUUCGAUAACGCUGAAAAAUUAUCAGCUCUUGCCGAGACACAUGGUUUGGUGAAAGUGAACCAGUAUAAGAAAAAGUAUAUUCUGGAUAAUUUUUAUGAGUUUUCACAAACAGACCAGUUUCUGAAGUUAGAUGCCAAAACACUGGCAGAUUACCUUGCGGAUGAUUCUUUGAAAACCACUACUGAGGCUAGAUUGUUAAAGUGUGCUUUGAGAUGGUAUGAUCAUGACCCUGAAGCCAGGAAAAAUGUUGCUCACAGUGUAUUUGAAAAAAUCAGGUUUACUUUAGAUGGCUGGCCAACCAUAGAGUAUGCGCAGGAAAGGGAGCCAUUUAAAUCAAACAUUAAUGGCUGCAUGGAAAUCCUGAACUAUGCAAGCAAUUACAUGCAGAAUGCAUCGAGAAAACAUCUCUACCAGUGCAACAGAACGCGCGUCCGCUACACACGCAAAACUUUGGUCCAAAUAGGCGGGGAGCAUCAUAUCAUGUAUUCCUAUGGGGACGAACUUGCGGGAACACUGGUAGGUUACACCCAUAAUCACUACUUCCACCUGGACAAUCAGCGAUGGUUUCCUUUAGGAGUCGUCGGGACAUUUGAUUCCAGGUCUCACUGUGUUUUCAUGGAGGUGAAUGACUUUGGUAUUCUCAUCGGUGGGUAUCUGUACUCCUGGGUGACCUUGCCCCAGGCUCAGAAGUUUCCCACAAAUGAGGUGAAGCUGUUUGUGCCUGGGGGAUUUGCCCUGUGGGAUAUGCCUUACAUGUUGGAAGAUAGGGCACAUCAUGCUGCAGUGCGCAUUGGAGACUUUCUGUAUGUAGCAGGAGGAAUGGGCCAUGAUGCUUUUUUGUCAUCGGUAGAGAGAUUCAACAUGAGAGAAGAGGUGUGGGAAUAUGUGACGUCUCUUCCCUCAUCUUUAAUUGACCAUGCUGCUGCCGAGUGCCAGAACAAAAUGUAUGUCAGUGGUGGGAUAGAAGGUAACAGUGAUGUUGGAACAGACAAGGUGCAAGUGUAUGAUCCAGAGACCAACAGGUGGAGUACAGUCAACAAAAUGUUGACAGGCAGGUUGGGCCAUACAAUGACCAAGGUUGGAGACAGGCUUAUAGUGUGUGGGGGUCGUUUGGAUGAUCAAUCCCCCAGGUGCCUGAUCACAGUGGAAGCUUACAGCCCUAGUACUAACCAGUGGACUUAUAUUUCACCACUCAGAAAUGAUACAAGUUAUAUGGCAGCUGUUGUGCUGGAGGAAAAGCUGCUGAUUCUUGGAGGUGUUAACUCUGUACAGGAUCACCUUCAGUCCAUCCAACAGUAUGACCCAGAGCUGGACAAGUGGACACUGUACGGUUCCUUACCAACACCUUUAGGGAGCUUUGGUUGUUGUGCACUUACUGUGAAAAUGACAGAGAAUGGCCAGGAGGACACUGACAGUGUAAUGGAUGCUUAUAAUGUGUGGCCAAGUGGCUCAGAACCAGGAAGUGAUGAGGAGGAUCAUGAGGUCCAGGAUGCUAUAGCUGUCUUAAACCUUCAGAAUGGACUUUAGCCAUAAUCACACACAGAGACAACCCUCCAGCAGAGUAAAAAUAUCACCAUUAGAGAACAGUUUAGUCCAGUCUAUGGUGACUUACCACUGCCACAAAUGUUUUGCUGGGAGACUAAAGAUAAACUCUUUAAUUUUUCAUAAUUUAGAAUGACAAAAAAUGAAUAAUUUACUUUUCAAUUUUCUAUAAUUGAAAAGUAAAGUAAAAACAAAGUUGAAAAAGAGAACAUAAUUUUAAGUUAGAAAUGAUUUAAAAACUCCUUGGAAAGUUAUUUUGAUAUUGCACAUAAAAAGUAAAAU